Molecule: messenger RNA, 606 nt
Organism: Nymphaea colorata (pocket water lily)
Lineage: Eukaryota; Viridiplantae; Streptophyta; Magnoliopsida; Nymphaeales; Nymphaeaceae
Exons: 3
Coding region: 1-606 (201 amino acids)
Source: RefSeq, a predicted model, not a curated record
AUGGAUGAUGAUGAUUUGAUCACAUGUAUUAUGACUGGUUUACCAUCAGGAGAAUAUGAGUCUCUUAAAACUGCGUUGAACAUUAGGAUUGAUCCUGUUAAUAUGAAAGACCUGCUUGCUAUGUUGCUUAUUCAUGAGGUGCAAUUGGAUGAAGCUGAUAAUCUCCCUAUGGGAACCACAUCAUAUAUGCAAGACCUUCUCAAGCAAAGCGCCAUGGUUGAUGUCAAGCCCCUUCCUUCACCUUUAGCUGUUGGAGAAAAGUUAUAUAAGUUUGACGACACACCGCUACUUGAUCCUACUCCAUAUCGCCAAAUUGUUGGUGCACUCUACAAGGUCUGUCAGUUUAUGCAAGCUCUUACCACUGUUCAUUGGGCUGCUGUCAAACGCAUACUUCGUUACAUUAAACACACUCUUCAUCUUGGGUUUCUUAUUCGGCCAUCCUCGUGCCUUUCUCUUACAACAUAUUCUGAUGCCGAUUGGGAUGGGAAUCUUGAUGCCGAUUGGGAUGGGAAUCCUGAUGAUCGAAGAUCUACUACCAGCCUUGCCAUCUUUUUUGGAGAUUCCUUGGUUUCGUGGUCUGCAAAGAAGCAAAAUACUGUUGCCUGA